This is a messenger RNA of Acomys russatus (golden spiny mouse), 1887 nucleotides long. Its product is annotated as zinc finger protein 783-like. The transcript is spliced from 7 exons. Lineage: Eukaryota; Metazoa; Chordata; Mammalia; Rodentia; Muridae. The record is from RefSeq and is a predicted model, not a curated record. Gene Ontology annotation, biological process: regulation of DNA-templated transcription. The coding region runs from base 1 to 1692 and encodes 563 amino acids.
AUGACGGAAGCGGCGCCUGCCCAGGUAAGCGUCCCGGCCCGUGGCCGCCGCGUGCGAAGCUUUCUGAGGGUGAUAAGCAGAUGUGUAACAGAGGCCUCCCACCCCUUUCUCUUCACCCAGCCAAAUGCAGAGAAGAGCUCAUACCUCUGCUCCACAGAGAUCACACUGUGGACGGUGGUGGCUGCCAUUCAGGCCUUGGAGAAAAAAGUGGAUUCUUGCCUGGCCCGCUUGCUGACUCUGGAAGGACGCUCAGGGAUAGCCGAGAAGAAACUGGCUGACUGUGAGAAGACAGCUGUGGAGUUCAGCAACCAGCUGGAGGGCAAGUGGGCCGUGCUGGGGACCGUGCUGCAAGAGUACGGGCUGCUGCAGCAGCGCCUGGAAAACAUGGAGAACCUCAUGCGUAACCGGAACUUCUGGGUCCUGCGGUUACCCCCUGGCAGCAAGGGCGAGGUCCCCAAGGUACCCCUGACCUUUGAUGAUGUGGCCGUGUAUUUCUCUGAAUUGGAGUGGGGCAAGCUGGAGGACUGGCAGAAGGAGCUCUACAAGCACGUGAUGAGGGGCAACUAUGAGAUGCUGGUCUCCCUGGAUUAUGCCAUCUCCAAACCAGACAUCCUCACGAAGAUAGAGAGAGGAGAGGAGCCCUGUCCUUCAGGCUCCUGGGGCCAGGAGAAGGGGAGUGAGGAGGAGACAGUAUGCCUAAGGAAACCAAACACUGGCAUCUCUCUGAGUCCAGAGCAGGCCCCAAGUCCAACCAGACUUCCCCAGAAGAAACAAAAAAAAAGGCUGACACCUAAGCAGCAGCAGCAAGUGGAAGCAAGUGUGGCUCCACCUGAGCCAGGCGCUGGGAUUCGAGCAAGCACCAGCUCUUUAUCAAUUAAACAGGAAGGAGACUCCGCAGAGGGCCAGUUGCCACCCUCCCUUCCCACAGAUAACCUGCCUUCUCUGGGGCCAGGUGGUGAUGCUGUGACCAUCAAGACAGAAGCCCCAUCUGAGGAUGACCCUGAGCAGCACCUUCUGGAGGCCCCUAGGCAGUUCACACAUCGAGUCCACAAAAGGCCCAGAAAUAAGACUAAAGGCUCCAGACAGCAUCAUGCCCAGGGAGUACCUCGGGUGCAGAUUGGGGAACCCCAAGCAGCAGAGGCUGUGGGCGAGCCACCUAGUAUCCUCCCCCGACCACGGGAGCGGGCAUUCCUGUGCCCUGACUGUGGUCAGAGCUUCCACUUGAAGAUUAAUCUGACAAUCCAUCAGCGGACCCAUGUAGAAGAGGAACACAGUGAGGCUUUCAGUGGCUUGCCUGCUGGGUUGGAGGAAAGCCACUCCACACUGGAACCGGGGGAGGUGGUGGUGCCUGGCCCUGUAAUUCGCUGUCUACCUGAGGAGUUCACAAGCCAUGGUUCCCUGGCAAGCUAUGCCAUCAUGGGACGAAGGCCAGCAGCUAAGGUUUACCACUGUAGUAAAUGCCUGCACUCCUUUCAGCAACGGAAGAGCCUGAUACUGCACCAGCGUCAGCACACAGGCAAAAGGCAGGGCUGGCCGGCUUGUCCCUACUGUGGCAAGGCCUUCCGCCGGCCCUCAGACCUCUUUCGUCACCAGCGCAUCCACACUGGCGAGCGUCCCUAUCAGUGCCCUCAGUGUGGCCGAGCCUUCAACAGGAACCACCACCUGACUGUCCACAUGCAGACCCAUUCCUGAAGCCAGGCAAUCCUGCAUUUCCUCAUGCCUUCUGUCCUCCAGGGGAGCCCAGCCUGGAAGAGGAAGGCUGACAGGAGCCUGCCAUGAGACCUUUGGCUGUCCUGGUAGGACCUGUAUUACCUGUAUUACCUCAGGGCCUUUCUCUUGUGCCUGACCUGACAUUGGUCCCUCUAUCUGGGAUGGCUUUGGAGAGUU